Messenger RNA from Porites evermanni, 4007 nucleotides. NCBI's taxonomy places the organism in Eukaryota, Metazoa, Cnidaria, Anthozoa, Scleractinia, Poritidae. The record is from the annotation of a GenBank genome assembly.
AUGUCUAUUGUUUGGCUCAAUCACGACAUGGAGCCACUAAGGGUAAGUUUUGAUUCAUAGCCUAUAGUUACACAAAGGUAUUAAGAUUAGAGGUCUGAUUAAUUAAGAACCUUGCACAGCCAUUUUGGGGGUCAUUGCGCAACGAUUCUCUGGAGAAGUGAUGCCUUACCGGUGCCGAAAUUCGAUUAAGGGACAAAUUAAGGGGUGAUGUAUGUGACAAUUCCUGUGUCUGAGGCUUUCCUAAAAAAAUGCAUGAUUCCGUUUAUGCUUUUCUCGUGGAAUCGCAGGUCGUCUCUUGCUUAGGGGCUUGUAAUCUUAGAAUUGUAGCUAUAAGAGCAGAAACAAGUAUUCGGUUGGUUUAUGAAACAAAGCCCUUAAAUUAUAUUUUGUCCUUUGGAGUGGACCAUUUCAAAGUGGUGUAGGAGGGGUUGGGACACACUCAUUUCCAGGGUCUCCUUUUUUCACCCAUCACUUGUCUGGGAUUUCUUUUGGCAGUGAGACCUUGUUUCCACAAAAUGUUUGCUUUUUUUCCUUGCAUACGUUCCUUUUUUCGACCCUAAAUGAUAAUUUUUUCUCUUUUAGGCCUCUGAAUUUGUUAAUCAGCUCUACGCUACUGAGACCAGCCCUCCAGUAAGUCUAAUGUCAAUAAUGAUACGUAUGGAUAUUUUUUCACUGGUCGUACACCACUGUACUCUUUUCUAUGCCCCCCAACACCAAUUAAGUGACCUUCCCGUUACAAAAUAUCGAGAUGACAUUUAUUUAAUGUCAAACUUAAAAAAUGUUAGGUCUAUAUCAUUACAAUAGAAUAAUGCUUUUUGCGUGUAGCUGAAAAUUAAAAAAAAAUACGGUGUGCAUUUACGAAUUGAAGAAUGUAACUUUUAUUUUCAUAAUUGUCAUCAUCAGCAGCAGAAUCAAAUUUUUUUUGCCGCGUAAAUAAAGACGAAAUUAUAUUAACAAUGCUGAAUUCGAAAAAGCGGUGGGGAGACCUCCAAAAGAAACCACGAGGCUCAUAGCAAAGCCACCUCAGAAGUUAAUAUAUUGACAACUUUAAGCUUUGUAGGCGCAGCAUUAUGAAUUUAACCCUGCACAGGAACAACAGAGUUUUUCAAAAUAUGACAUGAAUUAGACAGACAUGUUGUUAAACUAGAAUUUAACGCACUCUUAUAUUUUGUGGUUUAUUCAGGGUGGCAGCAUAGAACAGAAUGCUGAUUUAACGGAGUCCUCCGGUGCUGAGAGCGAGGUAAAGCAGUCGAAGAGCUUACUUAUUUAUGAAAUGUAUGCAUAGUCCCUUGUAUCCUGCACGUGAAAUAUCCUAAUUAUUUCCCUUAAUGUGGGCAGAAGUCAAAAUCAACAUUGUUUCUGUCUUAAUAAAACACGAGGUAAAAUCGAUGCGAACAAUAUGUUGUAAAAUGAAAAUUGAAUUGUCUUUGAUAUAUAUUUUUUAAUCGGCCAAGGUGAGAUCUUUGCACAACAUGUUGAUAUUACAGAUUUCUCAGAUUCUGAUACCAACGUAAAUCAGUUAUACAGUUUGUCGAUUGAGGGGGGCAUAACUUGUAAAUACGUUCGCAAAGUGGCUAGAGCAAAUUGUACUCCAUGCUGUCACACUGUAACUUCAAUAAGAACAUGUAUGUUUUUCACAUAAUCAGGAUGCCAAAGAAGAGGAGGUAUCUCACAGUGGCGUGAGGAUCAAGCAAGAGAAGAGGCCUUGUCCUAUUCCGCAAUGUAAUGCCGAAGUGGUUCGUAUUCCACGCCAUCUGGUAGACGUUCAUGGGUGGACCAAGGAGCAUGCUCGCACUGCCCUUGUACGCUUUGGUCUACGAAAGACCUACGGUUACUCAAGCCCAAGCAAAGUGCCCAAAAAGAAAAAGAAACCGACAAAAGAAAAUAUGGCAGAGAAAGAAGAUGGAAAAAGAAAGGAUUACCACCAUUAUCAUUACUGUCCAAUGGAUGGUUGUACAUCGCUUGUAAAAAGAAUGCCUCCUCAUCUUAAGAAAGUUCACAAACUACUUCCAGAUUCCACCGAAUACAAGGCUGCAUUGUCAAGGGUGCGAGGACCCGUCAGUGAUUCACAACGGCGACCUUAUCAUGAAAGACAGCGUAGCUCUGGGAGAGACAAGCGUGAAUCUCCUGUGAUUGUUGAGGAGCUUGUCGAGAGUGAAGAUGAAAUAGAAGUCCCUAGAAAAAGUUCAAAGAAGUAUAAACGUAUAAGAAUUCUUGACGACAGCGAAAGCGAAGAGAAAGAAAGUGAGCAUAGAAGUAUUCACACAAGAGUUGAGGAGAUUGAACACGUAAGAGUUGAAGCGAUUGAAAAGAUUGAAGAUGAGACAGAUGAAAACGGAAGCUCCUUUGAAAAUCCACAAAAAUUGGCUGACGAUGUCAUUACUGAAUUUGAAGCCUGGCUUAGAUCGGCUGAUGGAGGUCAGCUUGAUGAGAAAACCAGCCAUCAGCAUGGGAAGCAAGUUUCAAAGCUUUUGAAGGUGGUGGAUGACAAGUGCAAUUUGACAUCUUUGUUUGACGGCUGCCUUAUUAACCAAAAGUUCCUCGAGGACUAUGCAAAGAAAGAAUACCACCCCAAAACAACACAGAGUUAUCUUAUGAGUCUACGCCACUUUUACUCCUAUUCCCUCACUGGGCAAGUUGGACUAACCAUUUCUAAGGAAACUGUUAUCUCUUUGAGAGACAAGGUCGGCCGGUGGUCAUCAUCAUUUCGCCAGAACUGCGCCAAACGACAAUGGGAAAAGAUGGAAGAAGACUUCCAUGCUUUGAUCACUCCAGAUCAAAUAAAGCGGUUUGAAACAAGCAAAGCUGCAAGAGAUGUUGUAUGCUUGUUAGGUCAACUGUCCGGUGCGCACAACAUCCAGAUCACCCAAGCUCAGUAUACUUUGAUUCGAGAUUUUCUCCUAGUUGAGAUAUCUAUUGACAACGCUAAUAGGGCGGGGGCUCUUGCGAACAUGACAGUAGCGGAAUAUGACAGAAUGACAAAGGAAAGUGACGAAUUUGUUGUUCUUGUGAAGAAUCACAAGACAGUGAGCACCCAUGGUCCCGCCAGAAUUGUUUUCUCUGCAAAAUUGAAAAGCUGGAUGGACGUCUUCCUCAGAGAAGUGCGUUUGAAAAUCACUGCUUCUAACACUGGGCCAGACAAUUGUGUCUUUAUAACGUCCACUGGAGAGGCUAUGGUUUCAAGUCAAAUCAACAAAGCCAUUAAGUCCGUAUGGAAGAAGGCCGAAGUCGAGGGUGCGCCAAGCUCCACAUUAUUCAGAAAAUCAGCAGUGUCAAGCGUGCACAGCUGCAGCGAAAGCAAUGAAGCAAGAGGAAAUUUGGCGGAUUUGAUGGCCCAUAAUGUUUCCACUGCCACGCGAUUUUAUCGAUUGCGAGAAAAAUCGAAAUCCUCUGUCAAGGCUUCCCAACAUCUGCGUCAAGUCAUGCGCGGGGAUGAUGAAAGCCCAAGCAUUUCCACAGUGGACGAGGGUGGAGCUUCUAAAUGUACCUUGAGCAAAGAUCAAGAAAUGGUAAUCAGAGAUCUGUUUGAAGAGGAGAUCAAGAGUAAAUCUGUGACGAUGGCAACGGUGAGGGAAAAGAUAGCGGAUAACAUGGAGUUAAAGGACGAAGAUCCAAAGAAGAUUCUUGACAAAGUUCGAGGGACGUGGCGUUAUUCCUCCUCCACACAAUCAGAGCCUGUGAACCUCCCCGAUGAACAAGAGACUCUAGAACAAAGAGUGGAAAGAUCUCUUGAUGUCCAAAACAAUCCGUGGGAUAUAGCGACCACAACGACAGAGGCAAGUGGCGUUCGAAACCUAUUUUCAACUUCGGAUCUUGACAUAUUGAGAGCUAUGUUUAAAGUGAUGAUAACGACAUCCAUACCCAUCUCACGACCCAAGGUCAAAGAAAUUCUUGAGAACGAAAAUGGAGGAAAGGGACUAAUGCAAAAAGCUUCCUUGGACACGAUAAUAAAUCGUGUGAAAUACGAAAGGCGCGUUUUCAGAGCAUCUAAGAACACUCAACAUUAA